CAUCGUCAGGAUGGGGGCGACAAAGGAACGAUUUGACAGCUUGUCAGGCAGCAGAGGGAGAACUUCCUGCAUAUAACGUUAGUUUAUAGCUGGUGGUUUUGUUAUUUGCGUUGUUGGCCUGUUCUUGCUAUUCCGUCGACUUCAAUCCAGUCAUGACAUCCACAUUAGACGAAAGCAGCAAGGAAAAGAUGCGUGCUGUGUCUGUGGAUCUAAACAAUGACGCCUCUCUUCUCAUUGACAUUCCUGAUGCACUCUGUGAAAGGGACAAAGUCAAGUUUACUGUCCAUACAAAGACCACACUUAGCUCUUUCCAGAAGCCAGAGUUCUCCGUUCCCAGGCAGCAUGAAGACUUCAACUGGCUACAUGACACCCUGGUUGAGACAGAGGAAUAUGCUGGGCUCAUCAUUCCUCCAGCGCCCCCAAAGCCUGACUUUGAGAGCCCAAGAGAGAAGAUGCACAAACUGGGGGAAGGUGAAGCCACCAUGACCAAGGACGAGUACACUAAAAUGAAGCAGGAGCUGGAGGCUGAAUACCUGGCUGUUUUCAAGAAAACUGUUCAAGUGCAUGAAGUCUUCCUGCAGAGAUUGUCCUCUCACCCCGUUUUAAGCAAAGACAGAAACUUCCAGAUUUUCUUAGAGUAUGACCAGGAUCUGACUGUGAGAAGAAAAAAUGCCAAGGAAAUGUUUGGAGGAUUCUUUAAAAACAUGGUGAAGUCGGCCGACGAGGUCCUUAUCUCAGGAGUAAAGGAAGUCGAUGACUUUUUUGAGCAGGAAAAGACGUUCCUUCUCGACUACUACAGCAAGAUAAAAGAUUCCACUGCCAAAGCAGAGAAAAUGACUCGCUCACACAAAAAUAUUGCGGAUGAUUACAUUCACGUCUCUGCCACUCUGAACAGUAUCUCUGCUGAUGAUAGCACAGCAAAUAAGAAACACCUGGAGAAGUUGUCAGACCUGUUUGAGAAGCUCCGAAAAGUAGAGGGAAGAGUAGCAUCUGACGAGGAGCUGAAACUCACAGAGCUGCUAAGAUAUUACAUGAGAGACAUCCAGGCCGCCAAGGACCUUCUGUACAGGCGAGCUCGGGCGUUAGCUGACUAUGAGAACUCUAACAAGGCUUUGGAUAAGGCUCGACUGAAGAGCAAGGAUAUCGCCCAGGCAGAGGAGUACCAGCAGCAGUGCCUGCAGAAAUUUGACAAGCUCUCAGAGUCUGGGAAGAAAGAACUCACCAGUUUCAAGGGCAGGCGUGUUGUUGCCUUCAGGAAGAACCUCAUAGAGAUGGCUGAACUCGAGAUAAAACACGCCAAGAACAAUGUGAGUCUAUUGCAGGGAUGCAUUGACCUGCUCAAAAGCAACUGAUAUGUUUUCAAGUGUUCCUGUCCUACCAUCACCAAGUGACCAGUCAUAGCAAAUGGAAACCUGGCGUCCUCGGGGCCUUGCAUGGACAUGACUCCAAGCCCCAUCUCUGCUCCUACCCAUGGGUCUGAUGCCACUUAAAAACCCUGCUGGAGACUAAGUGUCUUGUUCACAGAAUGUCUUCAUGUUUACAGAGUCCCUGUCCUCUGCUCCAUGAUCCAUCCUUUUCCAAUAUCUUUGGAAGUCUAACUCAUUGUGAGUGCCUCCAGAUAAUGAGGCUGCCAACAUUAAGGUCUUCGUUUCCUUUGCAGCACCAGUAGAGGUGAUCCCCCCCCCCCCCCCAAUUUUUUGUUUUCUCAUUUCUUACAUUAUGCACAUAAUAGAAAUCCUUGUCUUUUUUUGAUCGUACUUCUGCCUCCAUAAAUUCAGCCUCCAACCUAUUCUUUCAUAUACCCUUUUAAAUUUUUUCUUGGAGAAUGUUUUUCACAUAGCCAUAACUUAAGUUUUAUGAUUCAUAUGUUUAAUCUGUUGGGAUUUUCUUUGUUUGCUAAUGGGACAGUUUUACAGAAACAAAGCUAGUCCCUGGAAAAACAUCCUCAUGCUUUGAAUUCCCGGGUUCUGAGAUUAGAGUGCAGACAAACCAACCCUGUAGUAAGGAAACUCAUGACCAACUUGGUAAUCAAGACAGAUCAUCUUCAAGUGUUCAAGAAUAGCUGCACGUCACCUCAGGAAUGGACAGCUGGAUCGGUCCCCAUUUUCUUGUUUGUAAGAAGUGGCUAGUUUUGCAAAUAUGGAUGAGCGAGAGAUUGGUGAGGAGGAGAGUAAGUCAAACAAUAAGUUAAUUGAGCAUUUUUUAUCUCGGCAAAAUAAACAUUAGUAAUGACUGAGUCUGCAUUUUGUUAUUUGCACAAGGCACUCAUAAUACCCCUGCACUACAUGUAUUACGUCCUCAGCAGCUUCGUCGCCCAACCAACUGCCAAUUCACUCUUUCCUUUUAAGUGUGUAAUUAUUGUUUUUCUUUAUUUUUCCCUGAAUUCCCCUUUUGUUAUUGUUGGGGUCUCCUAUCAGACCUGUUGCAUUUACCAGAUCUUCUAAACAGUUUGUUAAUUUUAAACAGUUACAAAAACAUGCACUAAGAAGAUGGAGAAAAAAAACCCUUCACAAUCAAGACCAGGCUCGGUGGAGCGUUAAAAUGCAUUGUAGUUUUAUAAGAAAUUGAAUGUAUUUCUAAUGGAUUCCAGCUGUGUGAAUUCCUUUACAUGACACUUUUCUUACAGAACAUUAGCAUUUUAUAAAUUUGUAAUAAUGGCAUUGAAUAAACUCCUACUUUCCCAAGUUUGAUCUGU
Messenger RNA from Micropterus salmoides (largemouth bass), 2695 nucleotides. It is a transcript of the gene snx5, whose product is annotated as sorting nexin 5. Gene Ontology annotation, molecular function: dynactin binding; phosphatidylinositol binding. Gene Ontology annotation, cellular component: endosome. The record is from RefSeq and is a predicted model, not a curated record. The transcript is spliced from 13 exons. Lineage: Eukaryota; Metazoa; Chordata; Actinopteri; Centrarchiformes; Centrarchidae. Gene Ontology annotation, biological process: pinocytosis. Bases 153 to 1352 code for a protein of 399 amino acids.